This is a messenger RNA of Helianthus annuus (common sunflower), 1554 nucleotides long. RefSeq lists its product as uncharacterized. Bases 1 to 1554 code for a protein of 517 amino acids. Gene Ontology annotation, molecular function: RNA-DNA hybrid ribonuclease activity; nucleic acid binding. The record is from RefSeq and is a predicted model, not a curated record. The transcript has 3 exons. Lineage: Eukaryota; Viridiplantae; Streptophyta; Magnoliopsida; Asterales; Asteraceae.
AUGGUUGAGGGUGAAAGUUCCAAAAGCGAAGAAGACAAGCAAAGGCUGAUCAUAAAUCCUAAGUACCCUGAGCAGAGGAUAAGGGUCAAUCCAAGCCUUUCACAAGAAACCCUCUCAUAUCUUGAAAAGUUAUUGACAUAUUAUAGUGAUGUCUUUGCUUGGUGCCCGGAAGAUAUGACAGGCAUCCCUCGAAGCAUUGCUGAACAUGAGUUGAGAAUACCACCUGAUGUCAAGCCUGUUGUCCAAAAGAAACGAAGUCUAGCACCUGAAAGAAGCUUGGCGACAUGCCAAGAGGGUUGCUCCGAUAAGAAGGACUUCAAAUGGAUUGAGGAGGCCGAAAAAGCCUUCAACCAUAUGAAGCAACACUUAGCUUCCCUACCUGAGAUUGCAGCCCCGGAAACGGGAGAAUUAAUCUCGGUAUACCUUUCAGUUGCUGAAGAAGCAAUAAGUGCGGUCCUCACCAUUGAACGAGACAAGGUUCAGGUACCCGUUUAUUUCUUCAGCAAAACACUAGAAUUGGCUGAGAUCAAAUAUCAUCCCUUGGAGAAACUUGCUCUAGCCCUAGUCCAAAUGGCUAGAAGGCUUCGUAGAAAAGCCAUCAAAGCCCAAGUCUUGGCUGAUUUUAUUGUAGAAGUCCCAAAGCAAACAAUCACUGAAGUAAACACAGCUGUCACUGAACCCUCAGACCUUAAAGCCUGGAAGCUUUUUACUGAUGGGGCUUCAAGCGUUGAAGGGUUAGGGGCUGGGCUCAUUCUGAUCAACCCAGAAGGGUUAGAAUUCACAUAUGCUCUUCACUUUGAUUUUCAGGCCACCAACAACGAAGCUGAAUAUGAAGCACUAAUAGCCGGCUUAAGACUAGCUAAAGAAAUGAAGGUCCAAAAGCUUGAAGUGUUCAUAGACUCGUUGCGGGUAUCAAGCCAAGUGAAUGAUAGCUACAUUGCAAAGGAGCCUAACAUGAAAAAGUACAAAGAAAAAUCAAAAGAAUUGAUGAAUACCUUCCAAACAUGUACCAUCAAGCAAAUUCCCAGGUUUCAAAACAAGAAAGCGGGUGCCUUGAGUAAACUCGCAUCUCUCACUUUUGCCCACCUUACCAAGAAGGUAUUGGUAGAAGUGUUAAAAGCUCCGUCAAUCGAUGAGAUGGAAGUUCAAGAUGUAAUCACCGAAGAAGAUCCAAAUUGGAUGACUCCAAUCAAGAAAUUCCUUAGAAAUGGUGAAUUGCCUGGUGAUCAAACAGAGGCUGAAAGGGUUAAAAUCAAGGCAAGGCAGUAUGUACUACAAGGUGAAAUCCUCUACAAAAAGGGUUACCUUGCACCCUUUCUAAGAUGUCUUGGUCCCGAGCAAAGUCAGUAUUUGGUCAAAGAGAUUCAUGAAGGUAUAUGCGGAGCUCAUUUUAGAGCUAGAUCGGUGGUUGCUAAACUUAUGAACCUUGGGUAUUUUUGGCCCUCCAUGCACCGAGAUACCACUGAGCAAUUAAGGAAGUGUGAUGCCUGCCAAAUUCAUGCACCAGUCCCGAAGAACCCCAAGCAUGACCUUGUCCCGAUAACCUCAGCAUAG